Messenger RNA from Penicillium argentinense, 2232 nucleotides. It is a transcript of the gene EifCb, whose product is annotated as translation initiation factor eIF3 core subunit b. Gene Ontology annotation, molecular function: translation initiation factor activity; RNA binding; translation initiation factor binding. Gene Ontology annotation, cellular component: eukaryotic translation initiation factor 3 complex. The record is from RefSeq and is a predicted model, not a curated record. Gene Ontology annotation, biological process: translational initiation. The transcript is spliced from 4 exons. Bases 1 to 2232 code for a protein of 743 amino acids. Lineage: Eukaryota; Fungi; Ascomycota; Eurotiomycetes; Eurotiales; Aspergillaceae.
AUGGCGCCCAGUUUCGAGCAGCUGACCGAGCAAGAUCUCCAUGAGGAGGAGGAGGAGGAGGAGAUCGAUUUCUCCGAUCUCAAAGCGCAGUUCGAAGUCAAAGCCGAUGAGGGACUGGACACAUUCGUUGUCAUCGACGGCCUUCCCGUGGUCCCUGAAGACAGCAGACAAAAGCUCAUUAAGUUCCUUUUGAGAAAACUCAACACCGUCGGCCACACCUCCGAAGAUGCCGUCUUUAUGCCGCUGAACGACAAGGGCAUGUCUGAAGGAUUCGCCUUUGUGGAAUAUGAGACCCCGGAACAAGCUGUCGCCGCCGUGAAGCAGCUGCACGGGGUUCCCCUCGAUAAAAAGCACACUCUCGCCGUGAACAAGCUGAUGGAUAUUGAACGCUAUGGUCGGGAGGGUCGCGUCGAGGAGGAGUACCAGGCGCCCGCCGUUGAGCCGUUCAAGGAGAAGGAGCACCUGCGCUCAUGGAUGGGCGAUUCGAACGCCCGCGAUCAGUUCGCCCUCUACCGUAAUGAUAAGGUGGGAGUUUUCUGGAACAACAAGUCCAACCCCCCAGAGAAUGUCGUCGACCGCGCACACUGGACACAACUCUUCGUUCAGUGGUCCCCCAAGGGUACAUUCCUCGCCUCCGUCCACCCCCAGGGUGUUCAACUCUGGGGAGGCUCCACCUUCACCAAGCAAAAGCAAUUCCCCCACCCCUUCGUCCAACUUAUCGAAUUCUCGCCUCUCGAGGGCUACUUGACGACAUGGUCAGCCCGUCCGAUCCAGGUUGAGGAGGGUCAGCCCGUCCUGACGUUUGAGGAGGAUGGAAAGAACAUCAUUGUGUGGGAUAUUGAGUCUGGCAAACCCCUCCGUUCCUUCGUCUCGCACGAUCUGACUGCUGGACCUACCCCCGAGGGUGACGUUGCGCCCAAGAAGAAGGUCCAGUGGCCCGCUUUCAAGUGGUCUGCGGACGAGAAGUACGUGGCCCGUAUGCUCCAGGGCCAGUCCAUCUCCAUCUACGAGGUGCCCAAUAUGAAUCUGCUUGGCAAGACCUCAGUGAAAAUCGAUGGUGUCAACGACUUCGAGUGGUCCCCUGCCACUGUCGUCCGUGAGGGUAUCAAGCAGCAGGAGCAGCUUCUUUGCUUCUGGACUCCUGAGAUUGGCAGCAACCCGGCCCGUGUUGCCAUGAUGAGCGUCCCCUCCAAGGAGAUUGUUCGUACUCGUAACUUGUUCAACGUUUCUGAUGUCAAGUUGCACUGGCAAUCCCAGGGCGCCUACGUCUGUGUCAAGGUCGACCGCCACUCCAAGUCCAAGAAGUCCAUGGCUACCAACCUGGAGAUUUUCCGCGUGCGUGAGAAGGGUGUCCCCGUUGAGGUCGUCGACAGCCUGAAGGAUACUGUCAUUAACUUCGCCUGGGAACCCAAUGGAUCUCGAUUUGUUGUCAUCACGACCGGCGAGGCCCCCACCGGUGCCGCCGUUCCCCCCAAGACUGCCGUUUCCUUCUUCGCCCCAGAGAAGAAGGGUAGUAGUGCCGGCAACUUCAAGCUGGUGCGCAGCAUUGAGAAGAAGACUAGCAACGGUAUCUACUGGUCACCUAAGGGUCGUUUCGUUAUUGUCGCUACUGUCCACUCCCAGUCCAACUUCGACCUGGACUUCUGGGACAUGGACUUUGAGGGUGAGAAGGUCGAGGCUGAGAAGGAUCUUGCUGCCAACCUUCAGCUUAUGAAGACCGUUGAGCACUACGGUGUUACUGACGUUGAGUGGGACCCUACCGGUCGCUACGUUGUCACCAGUGCUUCCGUAUGGACUCACUCGAUGGAGAACGGUUGGAACCUGCACACUUUCUCCGGAAACACCCUUUCCGAAAACCCCACCGACAAGUUCAAGCAGUUCCUUUGGCGACCGCGCCCCGCCACCUUCCUUAGCAAGGAGGAGCAGAAGCAGGUGCGCAAGAACCUGCGUGAGUACUCUAAGGAAUUCGACGAGGAGGACAAGUAUGCCGUGGAUAUCGCCAACACCGCUGUGGUCGAGACCCGCAAGCGUGUCCUCAACGAGUGGCUUGCUUGGAUCCGCCGGGAGAAGGAGAUCCAGGCCGAGGAGAAGGAUGCAUUCGGUCUGCCGGAAGAUGCCGAUUCGCCCAAGCAGGCCCUGGAUGCGCCUGUUGGUGGUACCGACGAAGGCGAGACUGUCGUCGAGGAGAUGGUGGAGGAGAUCAUCGAGGAGACCGAGGAGGUCAUUGGUUGA